AUGAAGUUAACGUGCCUUUGCCAGAUAGUGUUGUUCAUUAUCCUCUAUAAUUCAUCAACCUUUGUGACUUCUCAAGAUUCAUGCUCCUCUAAGUUGAUGCAACUUCAGCUUCCUAUCCCUUUUGAUACAAGUUCACUUCUCUGCAGUCCUGUUUGGCCAACUCACAAUUUCAUCCUUAGAUAUGCUAAGGCUUCAUCAGAUGUGUGGAGCUUCAUAUUCUCAUUCCCAUUAGACACAAAAGCUUAUGCAGCAAUAGGGUUCUCCAAAGAUGGAAGCAUGGUGGGUUCUAGUGCAAUUGUGGGGUGGAUGCCAUCACCAGGUGCUGGGGGCAUGAAAUUGUUUUAUCUGGGUGGAAAAUCACAACGUGACGUGAUUGUAGACAAAAGUGACCUUUAUGUUAUGAAUGCAUCAUUUGUUCCACCAACUGAUUCACUAGGUUACUUGAUCUUCCAAUUGAAGACCACCCAACCUUCUAACAAUCUCAUAUUUGCCAUUGGACCCAAUGGCCAGUUCCCUGAUUAUCCACAAUAUGACUUGCCCCAACAUAUUGAUCAGACAUCCAUAACCAUAAAUUAUUCUAAAGGUUCAACUAGUCAAAAUUCUAACCUAAAACUUCGAAGAAGCCAUGGCGUUCUGAACAUGAUGGGAUGGAGCAUUUUAGUGAUUAUAGGAUCCAUAAUUGGUCGCUACUUCAAACAAUGGGAUCCCAUUUGGUUUUAUCUCCAUGCUUCCAUUCAAACAUUUGGCUUCGUGGCCGGCGUAAUUGGAAUUUUAUGUGGAUUGCUCUUAUCCAAGAAACUCAAUUCCAAAGUCACUCAUCACAAAAACAUAGCAAUCAUCAUCAUCGUCCUUGGAUUCCUCCAGGUGUUAGCCAUUAUAAUUCGACCAGGAAGGGAGUCGAAGAUAAGGAAGUAUUGGAAUUGGUACCAUCAUAACGUGGGGAGGAUUUUGAUUAUCUUUGCAAUUCUUAACACCUUUUAUGGACUCCAUUUAGGAGGGGAGGGAUCGAAGUGGUUUCUUGCUUAUGGAGUCAUUAUUGCUGUCUUGGUCAUUGUCGUUGUGUUCUUGGAGAUAAGAAUGAGGAUCAUUGCAAGAAGAGAGGCUCGGUCCAAAGAAACAUCAUCAUAUUCUCCAUCCGUGGAGUUACCAUAUUAA
Sphenostylis stenocarpa is the source of this 1155-nucleotide messenger RNA. The record is from the annotation of a GenBank genome assembly. NCBI's taxonomy places the organism in Eukaryota, Viridiplantae, Streptophyta, Magnoliopsida, Fabales, Fabaceae.